AUGCCAAAGGAGGAAAUUUACGACCUUCAUCCUUACGGGUGGGAGAACGACCCAGAAGUGGAGAGAUUCAGAGUAUCCACCCUAGAUUACUUGACAUGCCAAACAUACAACCACUACGCAGUAUUCUUCCGCCUUGACGAUGUCGCCAAACCGAGAGUCGUCGAGGUCCUGAAGGCAGGCCUCGAGAGGACGCUUGCUCAAGUACGCCAGUUGAACGGAAGGAUUGAGAAAGACCCUUGGGGCGAUUAUUCCUUUACCAAGAAGAAGGACUCAACCGUUCGCUUCGUCGUCCAAUGGCUCGACUCUCCCGAGGAUGCCGACAAGUAUCCGUCUUUUGACGAGUUUGAGAAAGCCAACUUUAGCGCCGUAUCGCUCGGUGACCUCCGGCUUUGGGCUGUUUCGCCAAUGACUUACGGUGAGAGGCCCGAGGCUACUCCGGAGCAGAGUCCCGUCACCGCGGGGUUUAAAGCAAACUUUGUCCGCGGUGGACUCAUCUUCAGCACGCACCACCAUCAUUACUCUCAAGAUGUCAUGGCUUGGGCUGGCUUUGUCCAUCAGCUGGCCGAGAACUGUUCUGCUUUUAGUAACGGAACGCCUUAUCCCUCGUGGGAUUCAGCCUGCAAUGAUGUUUCCCGCUUCCUCAAGCCUGAGCCUCCGGAGAAAGAGAAGGUAGACGGGCCACCGCCACCCGAUAGACAUCCCGAUCACAAAGUCGGUGUCUGUCUCCUCUUCCAUCUACCCAAGAGCAAGGCCGCUCAGCUGAAAGAGCUCGCCAAGCCCAAAGAUGGUACCUGGAUCUCAACGUAUGACGCUUUUUCUGCCUUCAUGUGGCGGCACAUGACACGCCUUCGGGCCCCAGUAUUCAAAAAUGCCCCAGAUGAAAAACUCUUUUGGUGCGAGACCAUCGAUAUGCGUCGACGUCUGCACAGCCCAAAGUCACCCGCUCGAACUCAGCAAAACGUCAUGUACGUUGCGAUGUCUACGACCGCACCGGUGGAACAACCCACUGUGUCAGACCUCAUCUCGAAAUGGCCGUUCUGGCGGAUAGCGCGCUAUGUACGCCAGUUGACAGACAGCGUGACGCAAGAAAGUCUUGAUGAAACGCUCAAGAUGGUAGCGACGAUCCGUGUCAAGUCGAGCCUCAACUCCCGCAUCGACUCACACCCGCCCAUGUCGACUAUCGUGGUUGACCACCGUGACGCCAACAUUCCCUCGGCUGACUUUGGCUUCGCGAAGCCCGCAACUUAUCGAUACUUGAUGGGGCGUAUUUCUGAGGGCGGGGUUCUCGUCUACCCGCCCCGAGAUCCCUCGCCCCAGUCUGACGAGGGUCCGGAGAUUGCCAUCAUGUAUGAGAAGGAACUCGCUCAGACUCUCAUCGAGGACCCGGAGUGGAACAAGUUCUUUGAGUACAGGGGCGUCGAUGCUGAGCAUACCGAGGCAUAG
Colletotrichum orchidophilum is the source of this 1443-nucleotide messenger RNA. RefSeq lists its product as uncharacterized. The coding region runs from base 1 to 1443 and encodes 480 amino acids. The transcript has a single exon. The record is from RefSeq and is a predicted model, not a curated record. Lineage: Eukaryota; Fungi; Ascomycota; Sordariomycetes; Glomerellales; Glomerellaceae.